Messenger RNA from Melanotaenia boesemani (Boeseman's rainbowfish), 4195 nucleotides. RefSeq names its product mitogen-activated protein kinase kinase kinase 22 (gene map3k22). Gene Ontology annotation, biological process: protein phosphorylation. The transcript has 18 exons. Lineage: Eukaryota; Metazoa; Chordata; Actinopteri; Atheriniformes; Melanotaeniidae. The coding region runs from base 464 to 2332 and encodes 622 amino acids. The record is from RefSeq and is a predicted model, not a curated record. Gene Ontology annotation, molecular function: protein kinase activity; ATP binding; protein binding.
CAUCAGAGGCUCAGCUCCAGGGAAAAACUCGGCUCCUCAGUUCUGUAGUGUGUGUUGAGACAAGCAAAGCGCAGGUCGAGAAAACUUUCCUCUGCAUCCCAUCGGCCGCUGUAGUUUAUUCUCUUCCGAAAACACGACCUCUCGCUGUGGAUUAUGCACCUUUGAGGAGAGAAGCUCCUUCUUCCUAAAGUAGCGCUUGUUCAGGUUGUUUCUGCGCUUCAGUACUGAGCUCAGUUUCCGGAUUUCAGACCACUGUUUCGGGAAGAUUUGCUCUACAUCUGUUCGGAUUUUUCUUCUCUUUCUUUUCCGCCGUUCAACUAUUUUAAAUUGCAGCCCAAAACCCAAUCAGCUUUAUUAAUCCUGCAGCCAUAAUAACAUGGACACACUUACACAGCGAGGGUGAAGUCUUAAUUUUCAAAGAGAAGUUGAGCUCUGCGCUCAAGUUCAGCAAGACCACUUCCUGAUGAUGACAGUAGACAUGGAUGAUGGUCUCCAAAAUGGACCUGGACAACACAGGAACACACAAGACGAUGAGGAGGCGCUUAACUCCAUCAUGAUGGACCUGGCCGCCUUGGGCCGCUGCUACACUCAGCACAUCAGCCACAAGCCCAAGAGCAGAACUUUACAAUACAAGCAGGAUUUAAGAGUCAAGCUGGAGCAUGAGAGAGAAAAACGAAUCAUCCCAUUUCAGAGGCCGUUGAAGAUCAAGGAGCUGCUACAGAAAGUGACUGAGGCCUUUGGUCAGCAGAUGGACAUGUUCUUUAUGGAGAAAGAGUUGCUGCUGCCGCUAAAGACUCAGGAGGACCUGGAUCAGGCGGUGUUGACACUGAGCUGCAGUUCUGGGUCCAACGGGCUCCUCAGGAUACUGCUUAAGACCCCCAAAAACAACCACUAUCUGCAGGUAAACAGCAGGGACAAACAAAGUGAGAUGAAGUCAUCACGGUCACUAGGAGAUUUGAAGGGGUCUUUGCUCAAGGGCUCCGAGAGGGUGCGCAAACACUCGACAGGUUCCCUCCACACGGGCCGGACAUCCCCUCCUCCAGGCAGCGUCCCCGAGGAGCAGCAGCAGAUCGCCCGUCAGGGCUCCUACACCAGCAUCCACAGUGAAGGGGAGUUCAUCCCAGAGACCCCAGACCAGAAUAUGCUGGAUCCCUUUGGGAGUGCAGACAACUCACUGUCAAGCAGCUGUCAAUCUAUAGAUCAAGCACUGGACAGCCCUCCUUUCUCCCAGAACAACCGUGACAAUAAUUACCUGAACCUCAACUAUGAAUACAAAGGUCGCCAUGGGAAAGGAGGGACUUUCCCACGCCAGUUCCAGUUGCCCAAUCGCAGCAAGGAUUAUGGAGAUCGUCGCAGGACACUUCCGCGCAGCUUCAUGCCACAGGAGAACCUCUUCCAGCUGGUUCCCUCCAGUCGCACGCGCAGCUAUAACGGGGACAGCACGCUACAGUACAGCGAUCUCCGCUCGCUGGGCCGCACUACUGAUAAAAGCUGCCAGCGCGGUACAGCCAAGUCACCGCGGGCGCCAGUCAACUGGCGACAGGGAAAGCUCCUGGGGCGAGGGGCGUUUGGGGAAGUCUACCUCUGCUACGACGCCGACACGGGCCGCGAGCUGGCCGCCAAGCAGGUGCCCUUUGAUCCCGACUGUCAGGAAACAAGCAAGGAAGUGAAUGCUCUGGAGUGCGAGAUUCAGCUGCUGAAGAAUCUGCGACACGAGAGAAUCGUUCAGUACUAUGGCUGCCUUCGGGACCUCGAACAGAGAAAACUCACCAUUUUUGUUGAGUUCAUGCCUGGGGGCUCAAUAAAGGACCAGUUAAAAGCUUAUGGAGCUCUGACAGAGAAGGUGACAAGAAGAUACAGCAGACAGAUCCUCCAGGGAGUCUCCUACCUGCACAGCAACAUGAUUGUACACAGAGACAUCAAAGGUGCUAACAUCCUGAGAGACUCCUCAGGGAACGUGAAGCUCGGAGACUUUGGAGCCAGCAAACGUAUCCAGACCAUCUGCAUGUCAGGUACAGGAAUCAAGUCCGUCACUGGCACCCCCUACUGGAUGAGCCCUGAAGUCAUUAAUGGGGAGGGAUACGGCCGGAAAGCUGAUGUAUGGAGUGUUGCCUGCACCGUUGUUGAGAUGUUGACUCAGAAACCCCCAUGGGCUGAGUACGAGGCCAUGGCAGCCAUUUUUAAGAUUGCUACCCAGCCUACGAAGCCCAUGCUUCCAGAGGGUGUGUCCGAUGCGUGCAGGGACUUCCUGAGACAAGUCUUUGUGGAGGAGAAGUGGCGGCCCACCGCAGAUAUAUUGCUCAGCCACCCGUUUGUCCAGGGCAGCUUCUGAGACCUGUGGACACUUUCCCCUGUCCCUUACCCUGCCUGCAAGGCCUCCAUGGUCCCAGCGCCUCCCUUCUUCUCCGACUCGCCCCGACCCCAGAGCUCCCUCCUCCUGUCACCUGGUUCCAGGGUUCAGCAACACUCCAGCUCCCUGUCCUGCCAUCGAUCACCAGUGUCUGCCUUGUCAGGACUCUUGCAUCUCUCACAAACUAGCUCAACCCAGACCGUUUCCUGAGAGGCCAGGUUGACCACUGUCAGACCUCCAGAGUCCUUCAAGGCGCUGCUCUGUGUUCCUUCAGGAGGGAACCGACAAGAAGGCACUUAGCAGUCUCACAAGCUACAGACUGCUAUCUUUUAAUAAGAGAAAGAAAAGUGGCCUAAGUUAAAGCAAAGUGGUGCCUGAAGAUUUUUGGUUCUCGCAUUACACACAUGUACUGCCACAGAUCAGUGUCUCUAGAUCAUGUAGACACUGUGAUUUACCAGUUUUGACACCUGAUAGUACUGUAAGUUACUCAACAGCCUAAAAUAGCUGUAAGUGGGCUUAAAAUGGUAAAAUAUUUUUAUACAACACAGUCAGCAGAUGAGAUUUCUAUUGCCACCCUUGAGAAAAUAUAAGUGUCUUUUCAUCAACGCCUUACAAUAAGUUUGUAAGUAAGAAUGUCUUUUUUUCUAAAGUUGCCCUUUCCCUGCUGUCAUAGCACUCCCAACCCCAUUCAGAAGGAUUGUCAAGUUGCACUUUUGAUAUCAUGCAUUGACACAUUUACACAUGCAAGAUAAUCAACCGAGGAGAUAUUUUUCUAUUUGAUGCAUUUUUAUAACGUCAUAGUAAGAACUGUGUUCCAAUGUAAAGAAAAAGAAAACCAAACCUCUGCGUUAGCAUGCAAUGUCUCUUAAGCAAUAGCAACUCUGCAGUUGAAGUUAAUGACCUUCAUUCCACUUCCCCAUGCAGCAAGCCUUGCUCCUUUCAGAAGUGGCCAAAGAAAAAUAGCAGAGACAGAAAACUCAAAGUUAGCGUGCAGUAUUAGUCACCUUGAACAUUUUUUUAAACCUCAGAACCCUACAGCCUUUUCUGUGUUAUGGCAGCUUUGUGCACCAUAGACUGCACUGACCAAAUCAGAUGCAUUGACAUCAUUGUGUUGCUUUAAAACAAUCAUAAAAACAGAUUGAAGGAAGUGUCUCAUUUACGUUCUUGUUGCAAGUUCAUUAUAAAUCCAGUUACCCUAUGCCUUCAUGUAGCCUAUCACUCCAUUCAAAUGGGCCAUUUUCUGACUUGACAGCACAUCUUGCUCUGUGUAAUGUCAGCAGAACUGAAGCAUUACAUUACAGACCAUCAGAGCGCAUCAAGAUGGAAAUAAAUGCUGUAUUCUUUAGAGAAUAAUGAUGGGGAGACUUAUGUCAGAGGAGUAGUGGCUGGCUGUAAUACAGUGGCACUUAAGAAAUGAUCAAAUCUUUUUUAACCCUUGUCAGUGCCUUAUCUAAACCUGCUUGUAAACACAAAUGUUCACUGCCAAAGCGGAGAGCUUCCUUAGGUUAGGUGAGCAGCUGUUCAGUAAGAGAGCACACCCAGGAUUUGCUGAAGUUCUUUUUAUAUUGAAAAAAAAUACUGUAAAUACAUGUUGUUCUGCACUUUUAUAUGAAUUUUCUUUUACAUUAUAUACAAAUUUGAUGAAAUAGCUACAUUAUACAGUAGACUACUGUGAUUUCAACAGGAGUAUGUAUAAUUGUCUCUUUGAGAGCUGGCAGUAUGAAAAGACUGGGAGGUUUUCGAUUGGGACAGAAUUUCUUUUGUCUUAAUGACAAAGCCUUGAAACAUGAAAUGUAACAAGUCACUGAUCUUUUGUACAUUUAACUUAAUAAAUCAAAGAUCUAA